Molecule: messenger RNA, 1053 nt
Organism: Bipolaris maydis ATCC 48331
Lineage: Eukaryota; Fungi; Ascomycota; Dothideomycetes; Pleosporales; Pleosporaceae
Product: Haloacid dehalogenase-like hydrolase-domain-containing protein
Source: RefSeq, a predicted model, not a curated record
AUGUCCAUGGGAGUACUCUUGUACCGGUCGGUGAUUGCACCGGUUCACCAUGGGGAGAUGAUGAAACGCGUGGAUUCAUGUUCAUAUAACAACAUUAAAUUCGUAUUCAUCUCGAGUCUAGCUUUCAAGUCCCACAUUUUGACCCCUCAAUUGCUAUCCCUCCCUUACCAACUCGUCAUCGACCCCGCCUUGCAAGAGACAACCAAACAAACCACGAAAAAAGGAGGAACCAAAAAAGAGAAAAUCAUGUCUUCGUCAAAAAAGCACGUAGUCUUCGACGUUGUAGGCACCUGCGUCUCCUUCGACGCCUUCUAUGAAGCAAUCGACUCCACAAUCGGCGCCAAACUCCGCCAACAUACCAUAACCGCCCAGCACUUUGGCUUCAGCUGGCAAACAUCUGCAGAAAUUGAAUUCACCUUCUUCUCCAUCCACGGCGGCUACAAGCCCUACAAAGACUUGCUAUCCGGCUUCUUCUACCGCACCCUCAGUCUCUGCGGUGUCCAGGACCCGAAGUCCAUCUUCACGGAUGAGGAAAGAGAUAGAUGCGUUGAAGGGUACUCGGCGCUCAAGAUGCGACCGGGUUGCCACGAAAUGUUCCAGAUACUACGGGACAAUGGGUUUACCAUCUGGGCACUUACUACUGGCGACGUCAAGCGCGUAAGCGGAUACUUUGAGCGCGCAAACUUACACAUGCCGCUUGAGAAUCUGGUUAGCUGCGAUUCCGUCGGCGUAGCGAAACCCUCGCUUGCGGCGUACCGCGUCAUGUGGGAUCGGCUGGGCGAAAACGAUGUCAAGUGGUUUGCGGCCGGUCACAUGUGGGAUGUCACUGCGGCGACCAAAGUGGGGUUUCGAGGCGCAUUUACGACUGUUUAUGAGAAGGAUGCUUGUUUGGAUGUUUUUACAGAGGCCAAGAUUGAGGUUGUGGAGGAUAGUAUGGUGGGCUUGGCUAGGGCGAUUGUGGAGAAGUCGGCAUGAAUAAUCUCCAACGUAAAAAGAAAAAUAAACAUAGAUGGUAUUAGUGCUUGCUGUAUACCAAACAGGCACACGCUUCUU